AUGCAGUGGACUGGCUGCUGUGAGCUUCUUGCAGGGACUGAUGUCAUUAAGCUCAUGGUAGGCUCUUUGGUGUUAAAUGUGCAUUAAUGAUGCACUACUCAAAUUGGCUUAUUGACGUUAAAAACAGGGCAAGCCUUCGAAAUGCAUGUAAAACACCACCUAACACCGACUGGAACAACAGGGGGAAUGUUGCGGACAUGCAGAACAACAUCCCGCAGCCUAAUAAAGCAAAGACAUGCGAGCAAACGGUCACCAGCCACCUCUGGAAAACAGGCUACAAAAUAAUCAAGAAAAUCGGGGAGGGCACAUUUUCUGAGGUUCUGAAAACUCAGAGCCUGAAAGAUGGGAAAUUCUACGCAUGUAAAACGAUGAAGCAGACAAUUAACAGUCUGGAGCAGGCCAACAACCUGCGGGAAGUCCAGGCCAUGAAGAGACUCAGCCCUCAUGCAAAUAUCAUCCAGCUACAUGAACUGAUUUUUGACAAAGAAACUGGAACUGUGUCUUUGAUUUGUGAGCUGAUGGAUAUGAACAUCUAUGAGUUCAUACAAGGAAGAGAAACGCCACUUCCUGACCAUACAGUAAAGCACUACAUGUACCAGCUGUGCAAGUCACUUGCACAUAUUCACAGGUGCGGGAUCUUUCACAGAGAUGUGAAGCCAGAGAACAUUCUCAUCAAACAAAACGUUCUGAAGCUUGGAGACUUUGGCUCAUGUCGCAGUGUGUACUCCAAGCCCCCGCACACAGAGUACAUCUCCACACGUUGGUACCGAGCCCCAGAGUGCCUCCUCACCGAUGGCUAUUAUAGCUUAAAGAUGGACAUCUGGAGCACUGGCUGUGUCUUCUUUGAGAUCAUGAGUUUGAAUCCUCUCUUCCCUGGAACCAAUGAGUUGGACCAGGUUGCCAAGAUCCAUGAUGUGUUGGGGACGCCAGAACAAAGUCUCCUCCAGAAAUUCAAGCAAUCUAGAGCGAUGCAUUUCAACUUUCUUCCUAAGAAAGGCAGCGGUAUCUCACGGUUAAUCCCUAACUGCCCAGCCCCAGCACUGUCACUGCUCUAUCAAAUGCUCGCCUAUGACCCCAAUGAACGCAUCUCUGCAGAAACAGCCCUGAGGCACACAUACUUUAGGGAGAGCAGGCUAGCAGAGAAGAAAGCCGAGGGUCUUCACAGGCUUUCUGGGAUCAUGGAUGGAGUAGAAAGAAGUGGGACACACAACUCCUUAGACCACAUCUGGCGACCAACUAGACUUGGCAAACAACUGAGGGGGAGACAUACAAGGCAAACACCUUUAAUGAGUCACAACAUGAAGCAUGUGGCAGAGCCCCUCAUCAAACGGAACGUCCCUCAUUAUCCAACAGAGCUGCCCAAGCUCAACAUGGUUGUCCCAGGACCACAGAUCUCCUUCCCAGUUUCCUCUAUGCCCGCUUUUACUGUCACUCACCAAGGCACACUGCCAGCCAUCACAUCUAAAAAGUGCCAGUCACGGUUGGCCAAGCCCAGGGAUGAGUCACACCGUGCAGCUUUCAAGACCUACUACAUGCCACCUCUGGAUAGGAAACAUGGGGGCUACUGAGAGCCAAAAAACACUUCAAUGUUUCAUUAAAAAUUGCCUCUUAAAACAGGAUUGACCUGUACUGAUGAACAGAUACAGUAUGUUGAGAGGACAAUGUUUGGACAGGCCUGAUGUUGAAAUCUGUAAAGCAACACAAACAUGUUUAAGAAAAAAAAAAAUGCAAUAAAGACUGCAGCAAAGCCUGUCACUCACCAGUUGCAACUACUACACCAAACUGAUUAACCCUAAUUGUAAUGUAAUGAAAUUUAAUGUUAUCUCUACAUAAACACUGCUAAACUCUCUCAUUACGUCGAAUUGAGAGUGUGUAGUUUAGUCAUGACCGCAGUUUUACUUGACCUAGUCAGGUGUUACAUGUUUACAACUGUUUAGAAAUAUACUUUCAAUCUGAGCCUUUUACAAAAGCUAAGCAAUAAUCUGACAAGUGAACAGCUGUUUACCGGAGGUGAAUUAAAUGAUCAAACAUGGUCAGAUUCCUGGAGAAUAAUAGUUCCUUUAAAAAGUAGCAACACUGCCACAUGCUUUGGACUUGUUCUAGUAUUAUUUUACAACUUUGAAUCAAAAAUGAUUUUGUAAACUCUUUUGACACUGACAACAGAAAAACACUAAUAUGUCAAAGUAAAAAACAAAACUCUAAAUUAAGCACAAACAACAUCAACAAGAAAAUCAUCACCCUGUACUAUGAUUAUAAACCUAGAUUAUCACCAGUAUUUUUUAGAAGUUUCAUUAAUAUGAGGGAUGAGAUCGCCUGUGUGUACCUGUAGUGUGACUUCUUUACAUAAAGUCUAUGGGUGUUACAAGUAAUUUAAGGUUAAAUACACCUGAGAUGUGGAGGUUCCAACAACUUCAGCAGUUUGUCAAUUUCCUGGUAAAAACUACAUUAUUAAGACAAAAGAACACUUCAAUUUUCCAGUGAGGUUAUAGAAAAAUAUCAAUCUGGCUACAGGAUAGGAUACAAGCAAUAAA
Messenger RNA from Thunnus maccoyii (southern bluefin tuna), 2531 nucleotides. Its product is annotated as MAPK/MAK/MRK overlapping kinase-like. Lineage: Eukaryota; Metazoa; Chordata; Actinopteri; Scombriformes; Scombridae. The transcript is spliced from 12 exons. The coding region runs from base 87 to 1568 and encodes 493 amino acids. Gene Ontology annotation, molecular function: protein serine/threonine kinase activity; ATP binding. Gene Ontology annotation, cellular component: cytoplasm; nucleus. The record is from RefSeq and is a predicted model, not a curated record. Gene Ontology annotation, biological process: intracellular signal transduction; protein phosphorylation.